Puntigrus tetrazona (Sumatra barb) is the source of this 2449-nucleotide messenger RNA. RefSeq names its product WAS/WASL interacting protein family member 3 (gene wipf3). Gene Ontology annotation, molecular function: actin binding. NCBI's taxonomy places the organism in Eukaryota, Metazoa, Chordata, Actinopteri, Cypriniformes, Cyprinidae. The record is from RefSeq and is a predicted model, not a curated record.
CUGAGCAAUGCCUGUGCCUCCUCCUCCACCUCCCCAGCCACCACCCCCACCUCCACCUCCUGCAGCUCCUGCACCUCCUGCACAAUCACGGACAGAGCCUCUUAAAAUCCAGCAUUCUGAGGGUGGAGGUCGCAGUGCGCUCCUGUCUGACAUUCAGAAGGGGGCGAGGCUGAAAAAGGUCACACAGGUCAAUGACCGGAGUGGACCAAUCCUUGACAAGCCCAAAGUGAACAGUGUGGAUGACAGUGGAAGAAAUGUGGCUGCUGGAAACUUUACAAGCGCAGCAGGAUCUGCUUCAUCUGCAGUGGGUCCAACUCUGGGUGGACUGUUUGCUGGGGGAUUUCCUGUCCUCAAACCGGUUGGACAAAGAGACAAGCAGCCACAUCACAACCCGGUGUCUCGCUCUGGCUCUACUGCCAGCCUGAAACAGCCUCUCUGGAAUCCUCCAUCACAGGGAGACGGGUUCAGAGGAAGCGCCCCUGAUCUUUCCCCCUCCCACAAACCUUUGGAAAGAGCCUCCUCACUGUCUAAAACUCGGCCUGUUUCCUCAUACACGGCCCCUCCCUCCCCAAGCCAAGCUUCACAGCUUUUCAAACCGUCCUCUAUUCCUCCUUCCUCUGCUCCUCCACCUCCUCCUCAGGAGCGGCCCAAUAACCGACCACCUCCUCUCCCCACCUGCCCCCCACCCCCUCCUCCUCAAACUGCCAAACCAACUUGGUUACCCGUCCAAUCACACUCUAUUCCCAUGCCUACGACACCGCCUCCUCCACUUCCUGCCUCUGUUCCUGCAUUCUCACUUCCUGACAGAUCAUCUGGAGUUUUCUACCCUCCACCCCCUCCACCGCCUCCAUCAAUCCCUCCAUCCUCUCUCCCUGAUAGGUCAUCUGGGGUCUUCUAUCCUCCGCCCCCUCCACCACCUCCAUCAGUCCCUCCAUCCUAUCUCCAUGAUAGGUCAUCUGGGGUCUUCUACCCUCCACCUCCUCCUCCACCACAUCCAUCCUCGCUUCCUAACAGAUCAUCUGGAGUCUUCUUCCCUCCACCCCCUUGUCCGGGGCCAUUAGAAAUAAAGGACAGUCCUUUAGGGCCUCCUCCUCCACCUCCUCCUCCUCUUCCUGCUUCAUUUGCAUGCAGUCACCCCUCCUCAGCUCCUCCUCUGCUACCUCAGAAAGUACCUCCCGUGCCUUCACCCACAUACAGGCCCAGCGUACCACCUUUGCCACCAUCUUACCCCUGUACCGCCCCCAGUAGACGACCCCCUGCAGUGCCACGUUUUGCAGGUGCUCCACGGAUGGCUCCACCCCCUGCUCCGCCCGCUCGGUCUCCUAACACUGAACUCUCCAGCAGGAUCCCACCCCCUCCUCCUCUCCCUCUCUCAGCUCCGCCCAACUCAGUACGCAACGGACACCUGCACAGCUUAGAUGACUUUGAAUCGAAGUUUCACUUCCAUCCUAUUGAGGACUUCCCCCCUCCUGAAGAGUUCAGGCCCUUCCCACGUACCUACCCCAGCAAGGAGAACAGAGUCAACCCACAACCUCCGGCCAUGAGAACUCAUUUAAGAUGAAAUGGGACAGUAUGAAGUAUGGUGCUAACCUUUUGUAGGACAUGUUUUAAGCAUCAUCAUCGUCAGUGAAGAACAGCAGCCAAAUCUGCAGGUCAAAUCACCUCACUCAAGCACAACUUUAUCGAUCUCAACUGCAUUAUCUAAAAAAAACAUUCUAGUUUGAUGUAAUACUAAUGUUUCAUCCGCAUUUCAAGAAAGAGUUCCCCUAUUACAGCUGCAGCCACGUUAAAACUCCUGAUUCUUAUAAAAAAAGUGUUACCUAAUUCAUUUUCCUCAAUCAAUAACUAGUGUUUUAACAUUUAAUAUGUUUUUGAAUCAAAUAUAUUAUGCUUAAUAAUUUAGCUUAUUAUACCUGAGAAGGCUUUUAUUAUUUAUCCUCUCGGCUUUUAACAUAGCCAUAAUGGACUAAAAGAGCAACUUGUUAGACUACUAACAGAAUAGAAAUGAGAAACAAAUGGAGAUUAAAACAUGGCUUAACUAAAUAUGGCAAGUCUUGCAGUCAUUACCGUUUCAAAUAAAGGGCAUUAAGUUUUUGUAAAAGGGAAGACAGUUAACCACUAAGAAACCGUGUUUUAGGCUUAAGACAUUUCUAAAACUAACACAAAUGAGUUCAUUAGACAAUAUUGUUUGUUAUUCUUGUGGCUGCUGGAGCCCUUUGUUACUAAUUCUUCAUCUAACUCAAAGAAAGAAAAUAUACUCUUUGUUUUUACGCAUCCUGUGUUUCAUUGUUAAAUCUAUCUGUAUUUGAAAUCUGUGCCAGUAUGAAAUGCUGUAUUAAAAGCUCAGAAUCAAGAGGAAGGACACAUGUGACACUCAGAAACAGUGCCACCCACUGGACAUGCUUGCAAUUUAUUGCUCUGACUGAAUAAAAUCAUCAUUUAACCCAAA